CAGGGUUUUUUCACACUUUUGUAAACAACAUGGCGACCCACGGACUGGCCCCGAGAGCCGUCUGAUUAAAACACUACGCUGCGGACAGAAACUCACUGUUUGACGCGUCGCCAGCGUUGCGGGCUCGGAGUUGUUGGUUUGGGAAACUGCCAAGUUCGCAGCGAGAGGACAAAGAGCUGGAGGGACGAGCUGUCAAGAACACUGUUACACGGCGCUCCUCAGUCUAUGGGCUCUCAGUCCAGUUCUGGGAUGUCUGGUGGAAGGGGAUCUUCCAGUGGCAACCCAGCAGAUCAGUCUGAAACAACAGAACCAAACCAGAGCAGCAGCAGCAGCAGCAGCAGCCGAGGCCGCAGGACGGCUGACAGGCAGCAGGGAGACAGGCAGUCAGCAUCAGAGGAGGACGUCGACUUGGCAGAAGUGCUGGCUUACCUACUGAGGAGGGGCCAGGUCAGACUGGUCCAUGGCAGUGGAGCCACGGGGCUGCAGCUGGUCCAGUCAUACUCUGACUCUGAUGAGGACAGCGAUGGAGCCUGGGAGGGACGGCUGGGUGACCGCUACAAUCCACCAGUGGAUUCCCAGCCAGACACACACGAAGUGGACCGAAGUGAGAUCCGAACUCAGAUCCUGUUGGCCACCGCCUCCUCCGCCUUGAAGAGCCGCCACAGUUUCACCCACAUGCUGAGAGAGAGGGAACAAGGCAGAUGUAGAGGCUCCAGUUUUUCCCAUGGAGAGUGCAGUCGUAUCCGCACACAUUUCCUGCCAAACUAUGUAUCCCACAAGGAUACAUACCAGCAGAAAGCCUUCUGUGGAGUGUACAGCGAGGAUGGCAACAUGUUCCUCUCAGCCUGCCAAGACCAGAACAUCCGCUUGUACGACACCACCAGAGGACGCUUCCACCUGCGGCGAACGGUAAAAGCCCGCGACGUGGGCUGGAGCGUUCUGGACGUCUGCUUCACCCCUGACACCCAACACGUGCUCUACUCCAGCUGGUCUGACUACAUUCAUUUGUGCAGUGUAGAUGGAGACAGUGAAAACCACACCGCCCUGGACCUCAAUCCAGAUGAGAGGAGGUUUUGUGUGUUCUCCCUGGCUGCGUCCACGGAUGGCAAAGAGAUCCUGGGAGGAGCAAACGAUGGCUGCCUGUACGUUUUUGAUCUGGAGCAGAAUAAGCGAACGUUGAAGAUUGAUGCCCACGAGGACGAUGUGAAUGCGGUGGCGUUCGCCGACGGCUCGUCCCAGCUGCUCUUCUCUGGCAGCGACGACGCACUGUGCAAGGUGUGGGACAGACGGACGCUGCGGGAGGACAGACCGCAGCCUGUCGGACAGCUGGCCGGCCACCGAGACGGCAUCACCUUCAUCCACAGCAAGGGCGAUGCGCGCUAUCUGAUCAGCAACUCAAAGGACCAGUCCAUCAAGCUCUGGGACGUGAGGAAGUUCUCACCCAAAGAGGGACUGGCAGCUUCCCGCCAGGCCGUCACCCAACAAAACUGGGAUUACCGCUGGCAGCAGGUUCCCCAGAGAGCCCUGAAGAGACACAAGCUGACAGGCGACACCUCGGUCAUGACCUACCGGGGUCACGGCGUCCUACACACCCUCAUCCGCUGCCGCUUCUCCCCGGAGUUCAGCACCGGGCAGAGAUUCAUCUACUCUGGCUGUUCUACUGGCAAAAUCAUCACCUAUGACGUACUGACGGGCACGGUGGUGUCCAGGCUGUCGGGCCACGACGCAUGUGUGAGGGACGUCAGCUGGCACCCGUACGAGGACAACAUCAUCAGCAGCUCUUGGGAUGGAGCGGUGCGCAUGUGGGAACACAGACAGACCCAUCCUCUAGAGGAGGAGAGAGACUGACAAAAGCUGAAACGCAGUAAGAGAAGAAGGGAGACAAAGCAAAAGAAGAGGAGGAAGUGAUGUCACCACAGACGGGGCGAGGACGAUGACCGUUGCCAGAGGAAGCCAGUAAGCUCAGAGGGACUCGGAGACACUUAAAUAUCUUUUAAAUUCAAUGCUGGAUGUUAAUGAUUACAAUUAUAGCGUGGCUGUGAGGUGUUCACUUGGAAGCAGAUUAGAACACACUGGGACAGCCACGGCCUGCUUCUGUUUUUGUUUUAUUUUUUUCCUCACUGUCUUGCGCCGAAUAAACAGGCCAAGGCUUUUGAAUCUGGCCUUAAACCCAAAAUGUGCUGAGGCUCAAAGCGCUAAGCACUGCACUUUGUGAGCUAUAGAAAAUUUAAUAAGUCUGUUAUAUGGAAAAAAAAAAACAAAAAAAAAACAAUGUUGGACGCUUCGUUGGGAGCGGGAUGAUGAUCAUUUUUGUAUAAAUGUAUAGUAUUUUAAAUGGUAUGUGCGUUCAGGGAGUGUUUAGGUAGUUGUCAGUGUGUUGACAUGGCAUCAGUCUGCUGUUUCAAACAACUGAGCUCUUUGUCCCACAUUUAAAGGACCAGUGUGUAGGACUUAGUGACAUCUAGUGGUGAGCUGGCAGAUUACGACCAACUGAAUGCCCCUCCCUCAUUCCUCCUUUUUUCAAAGAAUGUAGCAGAAACAAGGUCCCCAUCUCUCUCUAGAGCCAAAAACCUGGCGACCACUUCUCAUGUUGAUAAUAUAAGCUAACGAAAACGCAACAAAUCGUAGUCACAGGUGAUUAUGCACAAAAUUUAAAGCUCUUAUAAUAGAUUCAUCUAUGUCUUACACACUGUGCCCGUAAUAAAGAAUAGUCCACCACUUAAUUAAAUCAUUCAGUUAAGUGGUGGAAAACUAAUUUGACCAUGUCUGUUCAAACAUGCUGUAAGUUUUAAACUUAAUGUUUCCGGUAAGGCAGUAGUCUGAGUUCUCAUAAUUGAUCUUGGAUCAGCACUAAUUUCUGUACACACAAGCCCCUAGUUAAUUAAAAAAAAGAAAAAAAAGAAAAGAAAGGCCGAUAGAAACUUGUGAUUUCUUUAAAAAAUAUUUGAAUGUGUUUGUUUUACGUUAAAGCAAAAGGAAUUUGGUGAAAGGCUCGGCUAAAAUAAACAAAAUGAACAUAUAAAUAAAACUUCCACAUUGAUCUGUAUAUGCAAUUUUCAGGUGUUUAUAUCAAAUCCAAUGUUUCACUCUCCGACCGUUGUUUUGCAGUCACAAUAAAAAAAAAAAAAGAAAAUCUUGUAAUCGAAA
This is a messenger RNA of Mugil cephalus (flathead mullet), 3147 nucleotides long. RefSeq names its product ddb1 and cul4 associated factor 11 (gene dcaf11). NCBI's taxonomy places the organism in Eukaryota, Metazoa, Chordata, Actinopteri, Mugiliformes, Mugilidae. Gene Ontology annotation, molecular function: protein binding. Gene Ontology annotation, cellular component: Cul4-RING E3 ubiquitin ligase complex. The transcript has 15 exons. Bases 226 to 1848 code for a protein of 540 amino acids. The record is from RefSeq and is a predicted model, not a curated record. Gene Ontology annotation, biological process: proteasome-mediated ubiquitin-dependent protein catabolic process.